Messenger RNA from Lasiodiplodia theobromae, 1107 nucleotides. Its product is annotated as Paf acetylhydrolase family protein. Bases 1 to 1107 code for a protein of 368 amino acids. The transcript has a single exon. Gene Ontology annotation, molecular function: 1-alkyl-2-acetylglycerophosphocholine esterase activity. The record is from RefSeq and is a predicted model, not a curated record. Lineage: Eukaryota; Fungi; Ascomycota; Dothideomycetes; Botryosphaeriales; Botryosphaeriaceae.
AUGCCUUUCAAGCUCCAGCUCGUCACUUUGCUCUCUCUCCUUGCCCAUGAGGCGAGGACCCUUUCCAUUGGGCAAUUCGGGGUCUCGAUCACCACAGCAUCCCUAACAGAUCACUUACGCCUCGACCCCUUCGCCCCCUCAUCUCAAACCCGGGAGAUUAUGAUCUCAACUUUCAGUCCGGCUGCCGACACUUGCUCUUCCUUCAGAGAGACACCGUACAUGCCGCCAAACACUGCUCGCUUCGAAGGCCUCAAGCUGUCUACCGCCUAUGGCUUGCCUGCCAACUUCUUCACCAACCUGACAAUGACGACGGCCUCGCCGUCCUGCAAAGUUUCGGCCAACCGCAACCAAUCCACUAUUCUUUUCUCACCUGCACUCGGCACAUCCCGCCAUUUCUACAACAUCCUCGCCGCUACCCUCGCCAGUCACGGUCACGAAGUUGUCACGAUUGACCACCCGUAUGAUGUUGACGUCGUCGAAUUCCCGAACGGUACAUUGGUCUACGGUCUUGACUUCAGCGAUGCGCAAAUUCCACUGCUUAUCGAGACUCGUGCUCUGGAUAUACGCUUUGUACUGGAUACGCUAAGGAAUGGUGCCGGCUGCGGAAGAGCUAGGAUGUCAGCACCAAUCGCGCUGGCAUAUGGACAUUCAUUGGGCGGCGCGGCGGCACUCGUUGCUGCGGCGGAAGACAGUCGGCUGCGCGGAGGAGUAAACAUGGACGGCUCGGUGAUUGGAGGUCUCCCACAGAACAAGUCUGUAACGCAGCCGGUGCUGUUCUUUGGACAUGAGGGGAAGAACUUGACUACAGAUGAGACUUGGGCAUCUGUAUGGCCGAGUUUGAGCGGCUGGAGGGAGUUGAUUACGUUGGAAGGAUCGCAGCAUUACACCUUUUCGGAUUUGCCGGCCUUGGUUGCCAGCUUGGGGCUCAAUGUGACGGGAUCAGAAGGUAUUCAAGGUAUGCUGGGAUCUAUUGACGGCAAGGAAGCGCUAGAGACCGUGACCGGUGUUUUGGAUAGCUUUUCUAAGCUGGCUGUUGGGACGAUAGGAGCCGAGGACUUUACCGCUGUCGUUCAAGGGUACAGUAAGAUAGAUAUUGUCGAGCCUUAG